This is a messenger RNA of Thamnophis elegans (Western terrestrial garter snake), 3258 nucleotides long. RefSeq names its product signal transducer and activator of transcription 2 (gene STAT2). Gene Ontology annotation, molecular function: DNA-binding transcription factor activity, RNA polymerase II-specific; RNA polymerase II cis-regulatory region sequence-specific DNA binding. Lineage: Eukaryota; Metazoa; Chordata; Lepidosauria; Squamata; Natricidae. The transcript is spliced from 24 exons. The record is from RefSeq and is a predicted model, not a curated record. The coding region runs from base 134 to 2605 and encodes 823 amino acids. Gene Ontology annotation, biological process: regulation of cell population proliferation; cell surface receptor signaling pathway via JAK-STAT; defense response.
CUCCGUCUCGCCUGCGCAGAAGGGGCCGGUUUUUCUCCAAGAGCUUGAAUUGCAGAGUUUACAAUAACAUUCCCGGGAGGAAGAGUGGCGGCUUCUUUUGGCAAGUGUGCGAGGUUCAGCAGAACAUUCCAACAUGUCCCAAUGGCAACAAAUUCAAAUGCUGGACAAGGUUCACAUGGACCAGAUAGAUUUUCUCUACUCAGAUGACACCUUACCCAUGGAAGUGCGUCAGUAUUUAGCCUACUGGAUUGAGGAGCAAAACUGGACCCAAGCAGUAGAACUGGACCCCUCACAAGCCUGCUAUCUUUUCCAUACCAUGUUGUCUUCACUGGAUGAUCAGAUCGGACGUCUGGCGUUGGGCGAAGAGAACAAUGCUAACAUGUUACUCAAGCACAACUUACGCCGUUCCAAAUUGCAUCUAUCGAGCAAGUACCAAGAUCAUCCGCAGGAACUAGCCAUUGCCAUUGAUGCUCUACUGAGACAGGAGAGAGCAAUUCUGUCUGAAGCCUUUUCUGCCUCUCAGGCAACUCUGGAUCCUCCAUCUGAUUCCCCUGUGCUUACCAGCCAUCACCAUAAGAUUGAGGAGCGACUAAUGGAGAUGCAGAAGACAGUUCAGGGGCUGAAAUGUUCAAUUGAGCACCACAGCGAACUGCAGGAUCAUUUUGAUUUUUGUUUUCGGACACAUAACCAUUUAGAAAAGACCACUCCCGCUAUUGCACCUAUUCGGGCCAAAAAGAUUGAGAACUUACAAAGCAUGUUAAAUAAGUUGAACCACUUCCGCCAGGAGAUGAAGAGCCAAAUCCACGAACUUCUCGGACGCUCUGCUACUCUAAGAAGUUUCCUUCUGGAGGAGGUAUCAGAAUGGCAAAAUCGGCAGCGAUUAGCUUGCAUUGGAGAGAAAUGUGAUACCAGCUUAUGUCGUCUGGAAGAAUGGUUUACUAAGAAUGCUGAGAUCCUCUUCUACUUGCUGCACCUAUUAAAGAUGCUGAAAGGGAUGUACGAAAAGUUGACUUACGAGACAGAUCCCCUCAAGGGCCAGUUGCCCCUUCUGUUCAAGGCGCUUCAGGAGCAAAUAAUCUGCCUCUUGAAAAGUGCUUUUGUGGUGGAGGUACAGCCUAAGAUGCAAGUUCCCAAUCAACGUCCACUGGUGCUUAGAACCAACCACAAGUUCUCCGUCCGGGCCAGACUACUGGUAAAACUGCUGGAUCGAAACAAGCCACUGGAAGUGAAGAUUGAAAUUGACAGGGAUGCUACUAAUUUGACCGGGUUCCGGAAAUUCAAUAUUUUGACAUCCAGCACCAAAACCUUGAUGAUGGACGAGCCCCAAAAGCAAGGACUCGUUUGUGAUUUUAAAUACAUUACAGUGAAAGAACAGAAAAUCUCUGGUGCAGGGAAAGGCAACAAAGGGAUUAGUGAGGGAUCAUUGUCUGUCACCGAAGAAUUGCACGUUAUCACUUUCACCCUGGACUACUGCUAUCAAGAUAUCAAGUGCGAGCUACAGACAUCCACCUUGCCAGUGGUGAUUGUUUCCAAUGCCAACCAAAUUGCCACUGCUUGGGCUUCCAUUUUAUGGUUUAUUAUGCUCAGCAGAGAUACUAAGAACCAAUUGUUUUUCUCCAAACCACCAGCUGCCACCUGGGCCCAGCUUUCUAUUGUAUUAUCCUGGCAGUUCUCGGCAGUUAGUGAGCAAGGCCUGGAUAACCAUCAACUCAAGAUGCUGGGAGAAAAACUCUGUGGGCCAGGCGUGAACUCAGAGAGUACCAUCACAUGGGAUCGGUUUUCAAAGGAAUCGACUGCAAGCUCCCCAGAGAACAAUAAUUUCAGCUUCUGGACCUGGAUUGAUGGGAUCCUACUCCUGAUUCAAGAGCAUCUCCUUCAGCUCUGGAACAAGAAGCUCAUCAUGGGAUUUGUGAGCCGCAAAUAUGAAAAGCGUUUGCUGAAAAAGAAAAGAGCUGGCACCUUCCUGAUACGUUUUAGUGAGAGUACCUCCAGUGGCGGCAUCACCUUUACCUGGGUAGAUUUUAACAAUGAUGGUGUUCCCGAGUUCCAUUCAGUUGAGCCCUACACCAGGAAAGAGCUGGAGUUCCUUUCACUGCCUGAUAUCAUCCGAGAUUACCAACUCCUGGCGACAGAGGUCAUUCCAGAGAAUCCACUCCUCUACCUGUAUCCUGACAUGCCAAGGGAUGAAGCUUUUGGUUCUUACUACAAAGAAUGCCAGAAAGUAAGCACAAUGGAACAAAGAAAAUACCUGAACCGUCGCCUGAUCAGAGUCUCUACGCAACCAGCAGAGACUCAGACACCAGAUGUACCAGUAAAUGAACUACUCCCUAUAAGCAAUGAGUUGGUAGCUGAUGGACUGCAAAAUCCUGAGUAUAGAGAGGAUAACUUUCUGCUUGUCAAGGAAGAUCCUUUUCUUUUCCAGUCAAAUGAAGAGGAACAGGAACAGGAACCUUCCUCCCUUUUUGAUAUGCCAAACUUGCAAGUGGAUGAUCCAGAUUUCCAAUCCCUGCUCACUAUUGACAAUAUAAGUAAUGACAUUUCUGGAGAUGAAAUUGACGAUUUAAUGAAGCUUUAUGCUAAGGUAGAAGUAGGUCCGUGCCUGUAGGACACACACACAAUUCUCUACAUGUCCUUUGUUCCUCCCAUUCUUUCUUGCCUAUAAUAUACAAUCAAGGGCAUCGACAUAUAGGUAAAUAUACUCUGGUUUCUUUUAGCUUCUCUCCACAAAUCUUUGGACAAACAUUUCUCCCAUAAAUUGCCACUAUUUAACCAUUUAAGUUCUUUCUUUUCUUAACAGCUAUUUCUUUAAUCGUGCCUGGAUUGGGGCAAAACUAGGGAUGAAGGGACAACCUCUGGAAUUGUUGAACCCUUCCUCCCUCCCUCGCACACGCACACCUUUAUAGAAUUCAGGAAAGAUGAAAUUCAUUGAUUUCCAAAAGGCUUUAAAAAAGCAAGUUUGGGGAAAGGAAAUAUAAUGUACUAGAAUCUAGAAAAGGAGUGUGGGGGGAAGACACCCAGAAAUAUAAAAAUGAUGUGCUCCUUCAAUUAUUUGGGUAAGAUGGGGAACUUUUGAAUGAAUGGUUCAGCAUCCAUCUAAUUUAUUAGCAGGUGUGUUGGUUUUUAAAAAAAAUAUCACAGUUGCUGCUUGCUAGAAUUAAGAGUUACCAUGACAGAUAUCAAUGACUAAUAUUGAGCUUUCAUUUCUGUUUGGCUUGCCUCUCAGCUGUAAAUUUGUAAAUAAACAGAUACUACAAAAUA